Molecule: messenger RNA, 738 nt
Organism: Talaromyces rugulosus
Lineage: Eukaryota; Fungi; Ascomycota; Eurotiomycetes; Eurotiales; Trichocomaceae
Exons: 3
Coding region: 1-738 (245 amino acids)
Source: RefSeq, a predicted model, not a curated record
AUGCGUAGCUUUAUCUCUGUCCUCGCCCUUGUGGCUGCUGCGACCGCCACCAACAUGGGCGCCAUGGAUGAGGCUCAGACUUGUGCUAUGAAAACCCUCCUGUCCAGCUCAGCCUGCAACACCGGCGACGCCGCCUGUCUCUGCUCAGACAGUGCGCGUGAAGCCGUGAUGGGCGAGAUCAACGCCGCCUGCGGUGCUGCACAGAGCGAGCAAACCAUGCAGCUCGCCUCAGACGCCUGCAGCAAGCAGAAGAUGCGUCGCGCCUAUGCGCCCUCUGGCACCGCCGAGCACGGCGUCAUGGCCAGCCCCUCGGCCUCCGCCAGCGCUGCUCGCAUGAACGGUGCCCAGGAGGGUUCCAGCAAUGAGGCAUGCAGCUGCGCCGCCAAGGGUCCCGAAGGAGUCGAUGGUGACGAUGAUGGAGACGAUGAUGGAUAUCCUUUCGACCUUGACGACGACGACGACGAUGACGAUGACGAGCGAACCGGUAUGACCGGCACCACCAACGGCCGCGUGCACGCUUCUAGCAGCAUGGCGGCCAUGGCUACUCCAUCGUCUUCUGCUGCUCGCCACGCUGGCAUGGCUACUACUACCCCUUCUGUUUCGUCUCAUGCCGCAAGGCCUAGCGGUGCUGAUGCCUUCUCGCCCUUCCAGGGUGCCGGCGUGCAGAUGGUGCCUAGCAUGAACAUUGUUGUCGGUGGUGUCUUGGCUGGUGUUGUUGGUGUGUUUGCUGCUCUGUAG